AUGGUAUGUUAUUCAUACGGCCAACCAGGCCAUAUCCAGAGAGACUGUUUGGUAGCAAAGGGUAAUAUUGGUAGAGACAAGUCACAGGCUAAUUCUUCUGCACCACCACCACCUCAGAAGGGUGCCACUUUAGCCGCCGAAAACGGCCACAAUCAAUUGUAUGCCUUAACCUACCGCCAAGAGGUAGAGGCCUCACCGGAUAUAGUUACUGGUACGAAAGGGUUUAUUGUGUACUAUGAUGCGUCCCGCGUGGGGCUUGGGUGUGUACUUAUGCAGAACGGUAAGGUAGUGGAUUAUGCAUCCAGGCAGUUGAAGAGCUUCAGAGGGAGAAGAAAAACCACACCCCGAUUUCCAUGCUCGUCAAUACAGCAUUCAACGUCAAUAAUCCCUUCCCUUCCCCACGAAAUCGCAGUGGAAGUACUCUCAAAGCUGCCAGUGAAAUCACUAUUACAAUUGAGAUGCGUUUCAAAAUCAUGGCUCGCUUUAAUCUCCUGCUCCGAAUUCGUAAAAAUCCAUCUUCAAUCAUCAGCCAACGACAAAGAAUACAACCAUGUUAUUAUAGACUUGAUAUGCAUUCUCAAAGACUGUUCUCUCCGUUCCAUAUUUUACGACCCGGUUACCGAGGCAUCUGAAAUCGAUUAUCCCAUGAAAAAUUGUGUAAUAUCAGGUGGUGUGAUUCUGUCAAUGGGGAUUUGUUUGGCCGGUACGGAGAAAUUUGUCGGACCGGUUAGGAAUGACAAGAAAUGGCCUAGUUCAGGAGUUAAGUUAUGUAUUUGGAACCGUCGAUUAGGAAGUGGAAGAAAUUGCCUGAAUCGAGAGUUAUGUCCAGGGUAUAUGGUAGAGCAACCCGAUUAUGGAAAAGGCAAAUUUGAUUUGAUGUUGGGAGUUUUGGGAAGUGAUUUUGACAUACUAAGUAACUAUGAGAGAAGUCAUUCCGAUGUGUGGGUUAUGAAGGAUAAUGGAGUCAAAGCAUCUAGGACAAAGAUGUUCAACAUCAAUUGUCCUGAUUAUGAUGGGAAUUAUGACUAUUAUCCGCCUUAUUGCACAUCGUUUUCUCCAUUCUUUUUCCAAUGGGUGAAAUUUUACUUUUUUAUCGGUCAGUUUUCAUGAUAUACAAUCCAAAGGAUGAUUCACUCAGACAACCAAAAGUUACUGAACUUAAGUGGUGUUUUACGCCGGAAAUCUUUGUUGAAAGCCUUGCUAAUCCUCUUAUUGAUAGCUGACCAACGACAUGAUAACCAUAAAGACUGAAAAUCAUGCCAUCAAUAACUUCACUCUUUAAAGGAUUAGAAUUGGCACAUCAACGGCGACUCGUACCCCUGCAAAUUAACAUUGACGCCUCAGAGGUUAUCCAUAGCCUUUCAACUAUAAACUCUGCUAACAAAUUUAUUUCAUGACUGCACGUCAUUGUUCAGCUGCUUGAAUAAUCCAGCAGUAACAAAUGUAUUCAGGGAGCAGAACCGAGUAGUGGAUAGGCUGGCAAAACAUGGGAGGCUAUGACACUUCACUCUUUCGAUGUCUCUUGGGGCACCUACUUUCGUCACAAAGAUGAUCUGGGAAGAUGCAGAAGACAAGUUUCUUCUUUCAAAUCGAAAGGCACAUGGAUGCACCAGCAUCCCCUCUCUACCCUUCUUUUGUUGUACAUCAUCUGAUGUAGCCCCUCAUGUUAACACUUUUUGUAAUGCCUUUCCUAGUAGUCACUUGUUUUCCAUUCCUUUUGUAAUGACCCUAUCAUGAGCCAGCCAGCUGGGGUUUUAGCACCAGCUAAUGUUGUAACUAUGCCAGCAAUGGCUCCAUGUACCUAUGUUUAGUUUUUAAUAUAAGCUUCCUUUGCACCAAAAAAGUUCUUGUGCGUUGAUAAUCAAAAAAGAUGUCAAAGGUGAGCAUUUCGGUGA
Molecule: messenger RNA, 1895 nt
Organism: Capsicum annuum
Lineage: Eukaryota; Viridiplantae; Streptophyta; Magnoliopsida; Solanales; Solanaceae
Exons: 5
Coding region: 1-1110 (369 amino acids)
Molecular function (GO): protein binding
Source: RefSeq, a predicted model, not a curated record